Brachypodium distachyon (stiff brome) is the source of this 567-nucleotide messenger RNA. Its product is annotated as BURP domain-containing protein 4. The record is from RefSeq and is a predicted model, not a curated record. The transcript has a single exon. The coding region runs from base 1 to 567 and encodes 188 amino acids. NCBI's taxonomy places the organism in Eukaryota, Viridiplantae, Streptophyta, Magnoliopsida, Poales, Poaceae.
AUGUUUGCACGAGCCGAGGCACCAAAGUCUAAUCAUUUCUCUGUUCCCUUGGAAUCAAAAUACUUGGCAACCAUCCUUUCACAUUUCAAGAUACCUGACGACUCGAUGAAGGCAAAGCAGGUAGCUGACACCCUUCGAUCAUGCGGCGAACAGGGUAAAAAGAAGGAGCCUCACAUGUGCUUCUCAUCUCGCGAAGCAAUGGCAAGGUUCGCCACCAGAGCAUUAGGAGUCAGCCGCACACGAGCAGCCAUUACAAGGAUUCAUGGGCAUGAGACCCCCAACUCCAUGUACGUCGUGGAACAUAUCACCCAAGUCAGCAAUAAUGUGGUGCCAUGCCGCCCUAUGGACUUCCCGUAUGAGGUUUUCUAUUGCCAUCGGCCGAAAGAGGUGCAGUCUUUGACGGUGCAAAUCAAGGGUCUGAAAGAUAGCAUGCCAUAUGUGACGGCAACAGUAAUAUGCCACAUGAACACAUCUGGCUGGGACAAGCAAUACUUUCAGCUGCUGGGCGGAGAGCGUGGUGAACCUAUUUGCCAUUACAUGCCUCACAAUUACAUCAUGUUCUAUUAG